Molecule: messenger RNA, 919 nt
Organism: Caenorhabditis angaria
Lineage: Eukaryota; Metazoa; Nematoda; Chromadorea; Rhabditida; Rhabditidae
Source: the annotation of a GenBank genome assembly
AUGGGACCUUACAAAUAUUUGUUGUGUUCUGUUUCAAUUUUUGAAAUGUGCUAUUCGUUUUUGGAUAUUCUAAUUUCUCCAAUAAUAUUUUCUCAUGGUUCAAUCUAUAUGAACAUUGUUCAUACAAAAAAUCAUUUUCUUUCUCCUCAAAUUCUCCUCGUAUUAAACGCCGUAUAUUGUGGAUUUUUCGGUUCUUUUAUGGCUGUUUUCUCAAUAAAUUUCAUUUAUCGAUAUUAUGUAGCAGCUGGUUCGAAAUUGCUUCAAACUUUCAAAGGUUAUCGAUUGUGUGUCUGGGCAUUACUUCCAUUAUCAUAUGGAACCUGUUGGGGAUUGGUAUGUUACUUUCUAAUUGGACCCAAUGAAAAAAUAGACAUGAUAAUGGGAAAAGAAGUUAUGAUGGAAUUCGGAUGGCCAAUGACUGAGAUUAAUUAUAUCGGUCCUUAUUGUUAUCAAUUUCAAGAAGAUGGCUCUUACGAGAUUGAUAUUAAUUCAUUGAUUGCACUUGCUUCAAUGGUUUCUAUGAUUAUAUCUUCAGUUGCUGUCACUUUCUAUUAUGGUUUCAAAUGUUAUUUAAGAAUCACUAAACUGAUGUCAAAUUCAUCGCGAAAUAUGAAGAGUCUACAAUCUCAAUUAUUCUACGCCCUUGUUACACAAACAUUGAUCCCAGUUUUCCUAAUGCACAUUCCAUGUUUUUGUAUUUUUUCUUUUCACUUUACUCAACAAAGAUAUUGGAACACUAAGUGGAAUCGGAACUUUCACAUUUGCACUAUUUCCAGCUCUUGAUCCUUUUCCAACAAUGUUCAUUAUCAAACAAUAUAGACAGGGAGUACUUGAUUAUUCCGGUGGAAAAAUAUUCAGUAUUUUGAGAAGAACAAAACCACCGAGUAAUGUAGAGCUUAAUAUGCGAACACGAAUAUGA